Rhodamnia argentea is the source of this 2542-nucleotide messenger RNA. RefSeq names its product ankyrin-1-like. The transcript is spliced from 4 exons. The record is from RefSeq and is a predicted model, not a curated record. Gene Ontology annotation, molecular function: protein binding. Lineage: Eukaryota; Viridiplantae; Streptophyta; Magnoliopsida; Myrtales; Myrtaceae. Bases 17 to 2416 code for a protein of 799 amino acids.
CAUCCACGCCAAACGCAUGCCUUCUCUCUAUCUCACUCUCUGUUCAGACGCAGUAGAGAGAGAUUCGCGAAGGGGAGGGGAUCGCAUUCCGGAGAGCGAGUCGCGGCCAGCUACGUUGUCGACCGCGGAUAUGACGGUGUUCGCGAACUCCGGCGCCGGGUACUUCGCCGGGAAGCAGGUGGUGCCGAUUGACUACCAGGCGGAGGUGUCGCAGCGCCUCGUCGACGCCGCCCACGGCGACGACCUGAGGACGGUGCACGAGUGCAUGAUCGACCCGUUCGUGGACGUGAACUUCGUCGGCACGGUGAGCCUGAGGUCGAAGAGGACGGAGAUAGUGCCGCGGGACGAGUGCCCGCACGAGGUGGCGGUGGAGUACGCGGAGUUUAGGACGGAGGUCACCGCUCUCUUCCUCGCCGCUCAGGCUGGAAACUUGACGCUCGUCAGGAAGCUGCUGAGCGUGGGAGCCGACGUUAACCAAAAACUGUUCAGGGGCUAUGCCAUAACAGCCGCGGUUCGAGAGGGUCAUAUUAAGAUUACCGAAGUUAUUAUGACUGCGGGGGCAUCUCGUGAUGCAUGUGAGGAGGCCUUAGUGGAGGCAAGCUACGUGGGGCAGCCAAGGAUUUCCGAAAUGCUCAUGGGAUCCCAAAUGAUCCGUCCACAUGUUGCUGUUCGUGCUCUUGUCCUUGCGUGCUGCAGAGGGUUCGUUGAGGUUGUUGAUGCACUCAUCAAGUGCGGGGUGGACGUCAAUGGAACUGACAGGGCAUUGCUUCAAUCCUCGAAGCCAUCUCUCCACAUUAAUGUAGACUGCAAUCCACUCAUUGCCGCCAUCAUCAGCAGGCAGGUUUCGGUGGUCAGACGGCUGCUACAGGCAGACGUUAGAGUGGACAUUGAGGUGAGGCUGGGGGCCUGGUCCUGGGAUGUAAACACGGGAGAAGAAUUUAGAGUGGGCGCAGGCCUAGCCGAGCCAUAUUACAUCACCUGGUGCGCCGUGGAGUACUUUGAAUGCAGCGGUGCCAUCUUGCGCAUGCUCCUCCAUCGUCUUCCCUCUUCUUCUCAUCAUGGAAGAACUCUUGUCCACCAUGCCAUCCUAUGUAACAACAGCAAAGCAUUAGACGUGCUGCUGAAGUGUGGUGUGGACCCAGAAUGUCCGUUGGAGACCACUUCUAAAACUGGAAUGCGAUCCAUUCAUUUGGCAGCACGCCUCGGCUAUACUAAAGUUCUUCAGGGCUUGAUUUCCGCUGGCUGUGAUCUGAAUUCACGGACGGAAUGCGGAGAGACCGCGUUAAUGAUUGCUGCAAGAUGUCGGCAUGAGGAAUGCGUGGAGGUCUUGGCUUCAGCUGGUGCAGACAUAGCUUUAGUUAGUUCAGCUGGUCAGUCGGCAGAAUCAAUCGCGGAAUCAGUUCAGUGGGCUCUUGGCUUCCAGCAAGCGGUUGUGGAUGUCAUUAGAGCUGGGAAAGUUCCUCAAUCAAGCAACGCGAAGAUAUUUUGUCCUUUGAUGUUUGUCACUCAAGCGAAUGACGCCGAAGCUUUGAAAAAGCUCAUUGAGCAUGCAAACAUUGAUCUUGAUGAACAGGAUGCCGAUGGAUACACACCUGUCAUGAGGGCGGCAGCAAAUGGUCACAUGGAGGCUUUCAGGGCGCUUGUCUAUGCCGGGGCCAAUACAAAACUGAAGAACAAGCAGGGUGAUACAGCGAUAAGCUUAUUGGAGUUGACUCGAAAUGGCGACACAUUCAAUGCCAUUAUGCAAGAGUAUGAGCUUGAAAAACGGCUCACUGAUUCUGCUGGCUUUAAUAGUCUGCAUCGGGCAGCACUGGAUGGACUGAUUGAUCUGGUUCAAGUUCUAAUGAGCAAAGGUCACGAUGUGAAUGCCCCUGAUGCAGAUGGAUACACCCCACUGAUGUUAGCAGCAAAGGGAGGCCACAGCGCUUUGUGCGAGCUCCUAAUCUCACAUGGAGCAAGGUGGGGCUUGGAGAAUGCGAAACACGAAACCGCUCUGACACUCUCGAGGCAAAAUGGUAUUGGAAGUGACGUGGAGAGGGUGAUCUUAGAUGAGCUUGCCAGGAAGCUGGUGUUGGAGGGCGCUCGUGUUAGGAAGCACACGAAAUGCGGCAGAGGAACUCCGCACGUCAAAUUAUUGAAGAUGGUUGGGGCCGCCGCCGUUCUGCGCUGGGGAAAGUCGAGCAAGAGGAACGUGAUAUGCAAGCGGGCCGAGGUGGGGCCUAGUUCGUCUUUCCGCUGGAACCGGAGGCGGAAGUUCGACACGGACGAACCGGGGAUGUUCCAUGUCGUGACGACCAAGAACAAGGAAAUCCACUUUGUUUGCGAGGGAGGCAAUGAAAUGGCUCGGUUGUGGGUAAGGGGAAUCAAGCUCGUGACGAGGGAAGGCAUUUUCGGAAAGAGCGAACGGCGAGCGUGAUUCGUCGGGCUUCGAGGGCUCUAUUCGCGUGUAUAUGUAUUGGAAGCUAAAGGAGAUCGCCUGAUCUUGCUUACAUUCUUUCCUUAGUCAUCCCUGCAAAACCAUUCGGUUUAUUUAACGGUAGAG